Molecule: messenger RNA, 2091 nt
Organism: Octodon degus (degu)
Lineage: Eukaryota; Metazoa; Chordata; Mammalia; Rodentia; Octodontidae
Gene: Hjurp
Product: Holliday junction recognition protein
Exons: 9
Coding region: 21-2060 (679 amino acids)
Biological process (GO): CENP-A containing chromatin assembly
Cellular component (GO): chromosome, centromeric region
Molecular function (GO): histone binding
Source: RefSeq, a predicted model, not a curated record
GUGUGGGUUCGGCGUCUGUCAUGGAAGUCCAGGCUCUGGCGAGCCAGGGCCGAGAGGAUGAUGAGCUGCUGCUCAAACUCCGGGACAACCGCUGCCGCUUCCAGAAGCGCAUGCAGCAGCUGAUAGCGAAGUUUGAGCACCCCUUCGAGGACGACCCGCUGGUGCACAUGUCCACGCUGACCUACAUGUCGCCCGAGGGAUUGAGAGUAUGGGGAGGAAAACUAGUAAGAGAAACAAACGGAGGACAAAUCCAGGACACCCCCGAGAAGCAAGGCGAUGAGCUCCUACAUCCCUGUGCACAGGCCCAGGACACAGAUUCAGAGAGUAGUGACACCGACGCAGUUUCAGACCAGGGCUCCCCUUCUGCCUGCGCCCUGCCUGCAGUGCCUCAGAGCCCUGUGAAAGACGAGUUAAGAAGGAAGUACCUGACCCAGGUGGACAUCCUGCUGCAGGACGCGGGAUACUUUGAGGCUAUAGCGAAGGGAGUCAGGAAGGACACACCUGAGACCCUAGGCCCUUCCUCGGCCUUGCCUGUCUUGCCCCAGCCUGGAUCUUCUGGUGGGGACUCAGCAGAGCGCCUCAGGAGCCCCAGGCAGCCGGCUUCCUCUCCACCAGCCCGGGGUCCCUUGCACCCUUACCCAGAAGACAUGGCCAUAGUACCUAGAAGUGACAGUCUCUCGUUCCUGGAGACCAGCAACCAGUCCUUUGAGGCCACUGACAUCUGCAGCGUGACCAUCAGCGACCUGUACGAGGGCAUGCUGCACUCUAUGAGUCGGCUGCUCAGCACAAGGCCGUCCUCUACCAUCUCCACCAAAACGCUCAUCAUGCAGAGCUGGAGCUCGCGGAGGAGGCAUCCCCGGAGGGGCCGGGUGCAGACUAGUGAGGCGUGCUGCAAAGGGGCCAGGCACUCCCAGGGGUGCGCCAAGGCGAGGUCCCCACCCUGCCUAGAGCUCCAGAGAAAGAGGCGAACGCUGCGAGACUGCAAGAACUUGCUGCAGGUCACUCGCCACAAGACAGAUUUAAAGUUGAAAAGGACUUUUAAAGAGAACAGUCCCCAGCUCCCUCAGGUAGAGCCUAGUCCGAAGGAGCUUCAGGUGAGGACGCCCUGGACGCCGUCUUCAUUGUCUUCCUUGGACUUCAGCUCAAUGCAUCUUGAUUGGGAAAAUCGACUUACGGCCUUAGGAUGGUUAAUUUCACCUAGGAAAGUAGUUCCCCGGCCACACGCGCUGCAGGACCAUGCAGGGAAUCGAUACAGGGAGAUUGAAAGCAAGUUUGACAGGUUUUAUCUUGAAUGCUGCCUGAGUCCUAGAAGACAUCCUCAAGCCGCUGGACACUCAGACUCCCUGGCCUUAGACGUGUACAGAGGUGGUGGUGUGAGGCCAGGUGCUCCCUGGGGCUCAGGGGCCCACAGGCUGAGGUUUCCUUUCAACAGAGCAAAAGCUAAAAGCUUAAGUGAGAUUUUUGAGUACCUGGACAAAAGAUCAGCUGAAGUGAGCAGGUGUCCCCCAAGGAGGGAUUCAAAGUCCCAUCCCCCGCAGAGCCCAGGCAGCUCUAUGCAGACAUCUGACCUUUUUCAAGGACACAAUUCUGAAACCAUCAGAAAAGCAGUAUCACCCAGCCAUGCUAUUUCAGUACCAAGGACAGAAGCCCCCAGCUCACCUAAGAGUCGCUAUGAUGAAAUUAAAGAAAGAUUUGACCAACUUCAUCAGAAGUACAUCCCAGUGUCCCCUCAGCCAGCAAAGUUGCCUUCACUCGUCAGAGUGUGUGCAGAUAAGGCCAGGGCGGGAGUUCAGGGCCACACAGGAAACAGCAUCCGAAGAUCACACCUAGACCCCUGCCUCCAGGGGCUCUUGAGAAGUCCACAGGAUCCCACUACAUUUGAGGCCCACGUGUUUGCGGGCACAGCCCAGAGGGACCCUCCAGUCCCCGUAAAACGACGCAGGAUGUUGGAACCCCAGGUGUACAGAUUGCAGACCAGGCAGCUGCCCAGCCCCUGCCAGCACAACCAGGGAAAGAAGAACACAUCCUUCAGGAUGGAAGAGAAAAGUGAUUUUGGUUAGAAGAAUUCAAAACUAAAAAUAUGUAGCCAGG